CUGCUAGUAACUAAUAAGGGAAGCCCAAGUCCAUCACCUAGAGGCCCAAGAAGUCAUAACCAAAGCAAUCCAUUAUAGGCCCAUAUCUAUACAAUUUCAAAUGAGAUACUCUCAUCUCAAGAAACUCUGUAAAGCCUGUAUCUUAUAGCUGUUCAACGUUCAUAUUGUCAGAUUGAUUUGUACCGUGUUCGGCAGACGUUCUGUCAUGGAGAGACUUGUAUAUAGCUUGUCUGUAAACAUCUUUCAACUCAAUGAAAAUAGUUUCUUCAAAAGCUUUUACUAACCAUGGCUGUCUCCAUUGUUUCCUCCAUCAUCUUCCUGUUUCUCUCUUUCACCCCUACAGCACUCUCAAACCCAUCAUCGGACCAUCGACAAACAUAUAUUGUCCACGUUUCUAGAUCACACAAACCUAGGUUAUUUUCCAGUCACCUCCACUGGUAUACCUCCAUCAUCCAAUCCCUCCCUCCCUCCACUCACUCCGCCGAGAUCUUAUACACCUAUGAACUUGCCAUUAACGGCUUCUCAGCUCCCCUUACCAAUUCACAGGUAGCCAAAUUGCGUGAACUCCCUGGUAUACUCUCUGUAAUCCCUGACCGGGCACGCCAUCUCCAAACCACUCGAACUCCUAGCUUUUUAGGCCUCAAUGAUAGUUACGGCCUUUGGCAGAACUCCAAUCAUGGCGAUGGCGUUAUAAUAGGAGUCAUAGAUUCUGGAAUUUGGCCAGAACACCGAAGUUUUUCAGAUGCCGGUUUGUCCCCUGUUCCGGCCAGGUGGAAAGGUAAAUGCGAGACAGCACCGGAUUUUCCAGCUUCGGCUUGCAAUCGGAAGCUCAUCGGUGCGAGAACAUUUUACAAAGGCCAUGAAUCUUAUCUCGGAAGACCAAUAACUGAAUCAAAUGAAGUCGUGUCGCCGAGAGACAGGGAAGGUCAUGGCACGCAUUGUGCAUCCACUGCGGCUGGUUCUAAGGCCUCCAAUGCAAGUUUCAACGGAUAUGCAUAUGGAGAAGCUCGUGGCGUGGCCUCGAAAGCACGAAUUGCUCUCUACAAAUUAUGCUUUAGCAAAGGUUGUUUUGACUCGGAUAUACUUGCAGCAAUGGAUCAAGCAAUCGCGGAUGGUGUUGACGUGAUUUCUUUAUCUGUUGGAACUAGAGGAUACUCUGAUCCAUAUGAUAAAGAUUCAAUAGCCAUUGGAGCUUUUGGCGCAGUAGAACGCGGUGUUAUUGUGUCAUGUGCUGCAGGAAACACUGGUCCUGGUCCGCGAACAGCUGUUAAUAUUGCUCCAUGGAUUCUAACAGUUGGUGCUUCAACAAUCGACCGAGACUUUCCAGUUGAUGUAGUCCUUGGAAAUGGGAGAAUUUUCAAUAGUGUUUCGUUAUAUUCUGGCGAUCCACUGCCUGAUUUCAAGCUGCCUCUUGUUUAUGCUGGUGAUUGUGGGAAUAGGUAUUGUCAUAAGGGGAACCUCGAUCCAACGAAAGUUAAAGGAAAGAUUGUUUUAUGUGACAAUGGAGGUCCAAUAAAGAUGUCAAGAGUUGAGAAGGGAAACAUAGUAAAAGUUGCAGGUGGGCUGGGCAUGAUAGUUGCAAACACAGAAGCAGAAGGAGAAAAGGUAGUUGCAGAACCGCAUAUCUUACCUUCUACAAUGGUGGGUCAGAUUGUCGGUGAUCAGAUUCGAGAUUAUAUCAAAUUGGAUCAAAAUCCUACAGCGACAAUUGUGUUUCAUGGAACUGUAACUGGGAUUUCAUCGCCACCAGCUCCGAAGGUUGCAGUCUUUUCUAGUCGCGGCCCAAACUACAUAACACCAGUUAUUCUUAAACCAGAUGUUAUAGCCCCUGGUGUUAGUAUCUUGGCAGCUUGGACAGGUGCCUCUGGACCAUCAAAUUGGAACAUGGAUUCAAGGAGAGUUGAGUUUAAUAUAAUUUCCGGUACCUCCAUGGCUUGUCCACACGUUAGUGGUAUUGUUGCUUUACUACGAAAGGCAUAUCCAAAGUGGUCACCAGCUGCUGUGAAAUCUGCUUUGAUGACUACAGCUUUCAAUCUAGACAAUUCAAGGAAAAACAUUACAGAUCUUGCUACAGGCGAAGAUUCAACACCUUUUGUUCACGGAGCGGGACAUGUUGAUCCUAAUAGAGCUAUGGAUCCAGGAUUGGUUUAUGACAUUGAUUCAAGUAAUUACAUCGCAUUCCUUUGCUCUAUUGGAUAUGGUCCCAAGCAAAUUGCAAUUUUCACAAGAGAGCCUGCUAGUCCUGAUGCUUGUGCAAGGAAAUUGGUCAGUCCCGGUGAUCUGAACUAUCCAGCAUUCUCUAUUGUUUUCAAGUCGGAUGGGGAUGUGGUUAAUUACAAGAGGGUUGUGAAGAAUGUGGGCAGCUCAGCUUCUGCAGUCUAUAGAGUAAAAGUGAUCGCCCCGGAAAAUGUUGUUGUCAAUGUCUCACCGCGUAAACUUGUGUUUGAUAACAAAACCAAGACAGCCUCGUACCAGAUAAGAUUCUCAAGUAUUGGGCGGGGUUCCUUCAGUAAUACCUUAACAAGUUUUGGUUCAAUUGAGUGGAGCGAUGGAGUUCAUCGUGUCAGGAGCGCAAUUGCUGUCCAGUGGAACGAAGGACUAAAAGAUUCAAUUUGAGUAGAAUUUGGGUGACUAAGUGAAGUAUCUUUGUACUAUCUCGUCUAAGAUCAAUAAAAUAAAAUAAUGUCACAUGUCAUGUAGAUUCGAUUUUUC
Molecule: messenger RNA, 2712 nt
Organism: Tripterygium wilfordii
Lineage: Eukaryota; Viridiplantae; Streptophyta; Magnoliopsida; Celastrales; Celastraceae
Product: subtilisin-like protease SBT1.4
Exons: 1
Coding region: 286-2616 (776 amino acids)
Biological process (GO): proteolysis
Molecular function (GO): serine-type endopeptidase activity
Source: RefSeq, a predicted model, not a curated record